GACAUUGUCUCGCAGGAACCAAUCACGAUCGAAGACCGUUUUUCUCACCUCGGUUUUUGGUAUUCCUCUGACGUACGUAACUUUAGGUGGUGGAGGUUCAUUUUUUUUCUUGCAAAAUUCUUUAAAAUAAUGGCAGCCCAGUGGAUACGAACCGCAGUUCCGAAAAUUGGCAGUGUCCGUCUCUACAGCAGUAAAGUUCACAAAUGUACUCUGAUUCCUGGGGAUGGUAUCGGACCGGAAAUCUCUGCCGCUGUCCAAAAGAUUUUCGAUGCUGCCAAGGUGCCGAUAGAAUGGGAAUCUGUCGAUGUAACACCGGUAAAAGGUCCUGAUGGUAAAUUUGGUAUUCCACAAGCUGCCAUUGAUUCAGUUAAUAGGAAUAAAAUUGGUUUGAAAGGUCCUUUGAUGACACCAAUUGGAAAGGGACACAGAUCUUUGAAUCUUGCUCUGAGAAAAGAAUUCAACUUGUAUGCCAACGUUCGACCCUGUCGCUCCCUAGAAGGUUACAAAACGCUGUAUGAUAAUGUCGAUGUUGUUACAAUCAGAGAAAAUACAGAAGGAGAGUACUCUGGUAUUGAACACGAAAUUGUCGAGGGAGUUGUACAGUCUAUUAAGCUGAUUACAGAAGAAGCUUCUAGUAGAGUAGCAGAAUUUGCUUUCCAAUAUGCUCAGGAUAAUAAUAGGAAAAAGGUAACUGCUGUACACAAAGCUAACAUUAUGAGAAUGUCAGACGGUUUGUUCUUGAGGUGCUGUCGUGAUGCUGCUCAAAAAUUCCCUAAUAUUAAGUUUGAAGAAAGAUACUUGGACACAGUUUGUUUAAACAUGGUCCAAGAUCCCAGCCAAUAUGACGUACUUGUAAUGCCCAAUUUGUACGGUGACAUUCUGUCCGAUAUGUGUGCUGGUCUCGUAGGAGGACUUGGUCUCACACCCAGUGGAAAUAUCGGCUUGAAUGGUGCUUUGUUCGAAUCUGUGCACGGAACUGCUCCCGAUAUUGCAGGCCAGGACAAAGCUAAUCCUACCGCGUUAUUGCUCUCUGCUGUAAUGAUGCUCAAAUAUAUGGGUUUGAAUAAAUACGGGAACAUCAUCGAAAAGGCUGCUUACGAAACUAUUAAAGAAGGUAAAUCACUGACCGGCGAUCUUGGUGGAACGGCGAAGUGCAGCGAUUACACCAAUGAAAUCUGCAAAAAGGUUGCAGCCAUGUCGAAGUAAAAUAACUCAAAGUUUAUGAAAAAUAAACUGCCAAAUACUCGUAGAAAUGUUGCGCAUGAGUAAUCUUGUAUUCGACCGUCUCUGUAAUUACUGUUUUCUAAAAGCAUUCUCAGCGUACAUAUUCAGGGUAGGUCUGCAAUUUAAUUGACCGUAUUUCGAGUAUUAUACGAGUUGUAGAAAAAAGUGUCUUGAUCAUUGUUUACACACAAACACACAUUUAGAUAAUUUUUUCCAAGUACUUGUUUAUCUAGUUUAUCGUAAUAUAAUGUUACUUGACUUCGUGGAGUUUGCUAACAGUGUAAUGGCAUUUAAUAUUAUUUUAUUGGUAUCGUAUCGAACACACACGCAGUCUAACAGCGUGUACGGACUGAAUAUCCUAUAUAUGCCUGUUACACUGUAUCUGUUGUUGUUGGCGGAAGAUUUUCGUAGAAUUUGUAAAAAAAAGCGAUUAGAUAUGUAAAUUAAUCUAGGAACAGUAUAUAAUACCUUUAAAUGAUAUUGUUAUGAAAGAAGCAUGGUCUCCGAAACGAGUUUCAAAAAUCAACCUUGCGCAGUAUUACACAUUAAUAAAAUAUUAGAAAUCGAACAAAAAGCUUCUUUACUUGACCUUAAAGAAAUCAUGGUAGUACAUUAAAGAUGCAAAGUGUCAAGAAUGUGCAGUAUUACGUUAACAGAGAUUACAAUUCGACACGUUUUUUUGUCUUUUUAAUUUGACCCAUAAAGCCGUUGAAACCCAUGUUGUUAUGUACGUUAUGCUUUUUUUAACUACCUCACGCCGAUAAAACAUGAUAAUAAAUAAACAAUAUUCAUUUGAAACAAA
This is a messenger RNA of Megalopta genalis, 2026 nucleotides long. It is a transcript of the gene Idh3a, whose product is annotated as isocitrate dehydrogenase [NAD] subunit alpha, mitochondrial. Lineage: Eukaryota; Metazoa; Arthropoda; Insecta; Hymenoptera; Halictidae. Gene Ontology annotation, biological process: isocitrate metabolic process; tricarboxylic acid cycle. The record is from RefSeq and is a predicted model, not a curated record. Gene Ontology annotation, cellular component: mitochondrion. Gene Ontology annotation, molecular function: NAD binding; magnesium ion binding; isocitrate dehydrogenase (NAD+) activity.